AUGGCUUCCGGGAGCUCAACUCCAAACAUAAUGUCCAUGGAGUAUAUGUUAUGCAACAACUUACCUAGUCCAGAACAGCAAAUCACGACAGAACUUCUCUCAGCUCCAUCAUCUUCUGUGAUCCCCCAGGCAUCAGAGUCUGCCACUUUCCGCACAGAGAGGGAAUGUCCUCAUAACUACUGGGCGAAUAACUACAGAAUAGUGUUUACAGAGGAACAGGCCGCCCAGAUUAAAGCCAAUCGAGAGAUUCUUGUCACGGCCACGACCUCGAUUAAAGAACCGGUGAUUCUGUCUACCAAUGCUGGGACUGUACAUCCAUUAGUCUUUCUAUCGUCUGAUCAUCCGGAGGGUAUCCGCACAGUGCCAAUGCCUGCUCCCAAGCCAGAGUUGCAUGGGCUCGACCAUGACAAGCCGAUGAGGUCUGUUCAAGAUACAAUGGCUAAAACAACUGGUUCAGCCAAAGUACCGUCUCAACGCGGAUCUGAGCUACGAAAAUCGAGCCAUACAGACACAAGUCCAGGAAUACUUGAGCAACUGCCAGACAAGUUGUUAAGCCCCACGAGUGAGGGCAAAAAGGCCACACAAGGAAACAAAUCGGUGUCCAUGACACAGCGACAUCCAGACUCUGCAGUUGACCCCGAGUCUACAAUAGAAGUUGAAAGGCCAAUUCCAAGCAAAAACGACAAUCGCGGACCGUACUCAACGUCGCCAAGUCAACCUUCCAUGACAGAAAGCCCGACGUCUGGGGUAGCGACCGAUAGGUCUUUGGGAGGCAAAGGAGAUGAAAGGAAGGCGAGCAAGCAAGCCGGACCUGCGGACAGUCAGCCAAUGUCGGAGAAAAGAAGAACGAGGUCGGACCCCAUUCCAGCACCAAUACAUCCAAAUCCGGAGGAUAAUAAGCUUUUUGCCAAAAUUUCUAAGCAGGACGCGGAACUGAGAAAUGCAGAGAAACUGAAGAGACGCAAGGGAUGA
This is a messenger RNA of Cadophora gregata, 972 nucleotides long. RefSeq lists its product as uncharacterized. Bases 1 to 972 code for a protein of 323 amino acids. The record is from RefSeq and is a predicted model, not a curated record. Lineage: Eukaryota; Fungi; Ascomycota; Leotiomycetes; Helotiales; Ploettnerulaceae. The transcript has a single exon.